Salvelinus fontinalis (brook trout) is the source of this 3055-nucleotide messenger RNA. RefSeq names its product cytosolic 5'-nucleotidase 3-like. Lineage: Eukaryota; Metazoa; Chordata; Actinopteri; Salmoniformes; Salmonidae. Gene Ontology annotation, cellular component: cytoplasm. The coding region runs from base 180 to 1049 and encodes 289 amino acids. The transcript is spliced from 9 exons. Gene Ontology annotation, molecular function: magnesium ion binding; 5'-nucleotidase activity. The record is from RefSeq and is a predicted model, not a curated record.
AAGAUGUUAAACGCACACACUUCCUCAAUUUAUGCAAGUAAAAGCGCGCCCUCACUGUAGACUUGUUAUUGCAGCAUAGCUAACUAGCUAGCUAUAUAACUUAUUGAUUGCAUUUCUAGGUAGAUCCAUCGUUUGGCUCUUUGAACUUUUCUUGAAUUAAACAACAUCUCUCUAGAAAAAUGAUCCCAGAGCUGUCCAGUCCCUCAGUGUUAAUGAGGGACCCUCAGAGGGUGGAGGAGAUCAUCAAGGCCAUGCAGAAGGCUGGCACCAGCAAGAUGCAGGUGAUUUCAGAUUUUGACAUGACCCUCACACGGUUUUCCUACAAUGGGAAGCGGUGCCCUACCAGUCACAAUAUCCUGGACAACAGCAAGCUCAUCAGUGAGGAGUGCAAAGCACAGCUGAAGGACCUGCUCAACACAUAUUACCCCAUAGAGAUCGAUUCCAAACUGACAGCGGAGGAGAAGCUGCCCCUCAUGGUGGAGUGGUGGACUAAAGCCCAUACUCUUCUGGUGCAGCAGCGCAUCAGGAAGGACCUGCUGCGGGAUGUGGUGAAAGAGUCCGAUGCUAUGCUCAGGGAGGGCUACCAGCUGUUCUUUGACCACCUGCAGGAGCACAGCAUCCCUCUGCUCAUCUUCUCUGCUGGGGUAGGAGACGUGCUGGAGGAGGUGAUCCGCCAGGCCGGGGUCUUUCACCCCAACGUCAAGGUCUUCUCCAACUACAUGGACUUUGAUGAGACUGGAGUGCUGAAGGCGUUCAAAGGGGAGCUGAUCCACAUCUAUAACAAGAGGGAGGGAGCUCUGCUGAACACGGGCCACUUCCAGGAGCUCAAGUCACGCCACAACGUCCUGCUGGUGGGAGACUCUCUGGGGGACCUGACCAUGGCUGAUGGGGUGCACAGCAUGGAGAACAUCCUCAAGAUCGGCUUCCUCAACGACAAGGUGGAGGAGAGGAAGACGUCCUACCUGAAUGCUUAUGACAUCGUGCUGGUGAAGGAUGAGACCAUGGAAGUGCUGAACGCCCUGCUGCUCCACCUCACCGGCACCAAGUGACCUGACCAUGAACUUCAUCUCACUGGCCAAUCAGUAACGAGCCUUCCGAAGCUACAGGAAGUAUGUCGUACUGGUUUAGCAAGCUCUUGCUCAGGAAGUGCCCGUAGUCAGAUACCAUGAGCCAAGUCAGAAUGGUAUUGUUUUUGGUUUGUCUUUUACUAAAGCUCCAAUGGCUGUUUGUGUGGGCCUCUGGGAUGGGUCUCAGACUGUGUUUUGGAGUCGUCCUUCCACGCUCCUCCAGUUGAGUCCUUGUUGAACACUUACAACUUGAGAGCAACAUCCGUUAUAGUCCUAAAAUUUGAUUUGAUUUACUCGACAACCCUACUGUCACAUUCUCAAUUGUUUACGAACCGUCAAUAGUCCAACUGAAAAGGGACAGGAAAACUAGGUGACUUCCCCAUCUGGUAAAUGGGUUGGGUUCGUGGGGAGAGAAACGUGACUGGUGAUAUGUAUGCCCUGUCUACAUAUGAGGAAUAUACAGUACCAGUCAAAAGUUUGGACACACCUACACAUUCCAGGGUUUUUUCUUUAUUUUUACUAUUUUCUACAUUUUUUGAAUAAUAGUGAAGACAUCAAAACUAUGAAAUAACACGUACGGAAUCAUGUAGUAACCAAAAAAGUGUUAAACAAAUAUUUUAGAUUCUUCAAACCAGCCACCCUUUGCCUUGAUGACAGCUUUGCACACUCUUGGCAUUCUCUCAACCAGCUUCACCUGGAAUGCUUUUCCAACAGUCUUGAAGGAGUUCCACAUAUGCUGAGCACUUGUUGGCUGCUUUUCGUUUACUCUGCGGUCCAACUCAUCCCAAAUCAUUUAAAUUGGGUUGAGGUCGGGUGAUUGUGGAGGCCAGGUCAUCUGAUGCAGCACUCCGUCACUCUCCUUCUUGGUCAAAUAGCCCUUACACAGCCUGGAGGUGUGUUGGGUCAUUGUCCUGUUGAAAAAUAAAUGAUAGUCCCACUAAGCGCAAACCAGAUGGGAUGGCGUAUCGCUGCAGAAUGCUGUGGUAGCCAUGCUGGUUAAGUGUCCCUUGAAUUCUAAAUAAAUCACAGACAGUGUCACCAGCAAAACACCAUCACACCACCUCCUCCAUGCUUCACGGUGUUAACCACACAUGCAGAGAUCAUCUGUUCACCUACUCUGUGUCUCACAAAGACACUGUUUGGAACCAAGAAUCUCAACUUUGGACUCAUCAGACCAAAGGACAGAUUUCCACCAGUCUAAUGUCCAUUGCUCGUGUUUUUGGUCCAAAGCAAAUCUCUUCUUCUUAUUGGUGUCCUUUAGUAGUGUAUCUUUGCAGCAAUUCGACCAUGCAGUCUCCUCCUCCUGAUUCAUGCAGUUGAUGUUGAGAUGUGUCUGUUACUUGAACUCUGGGAAGUAUUUAUUUGGGCUGCAAUUUGUGAGGUGCAGUUAUCUCUAAUGAACUUAUCCUCUGCAGCAGAGGUAACUCUGGGUCUUCCUUUUCUGUGGCGGUCCUCAUGAGAGCCAGUUUCAUCAUAGUGCUUGAUGGUUUUUGCGAUUGCAUUUGAAGAAACUAAAAAAAUUCUUGAAAUUUUCCACAUUGACUGACCUUCAUAUUUUAAAACAAUAAUGGAUUGUAAUUUCUCUUUGCUUAUUUGAGCUGUUCUUGCCAUAAUAUGGACUUGGUCUUUUACCAAAUAGGUCUAUCUUUUGUAUACCACCCUUAACUUGUCACAUAACAACUGAUUGGCUCAAAUGCAUUAAGGAAAGAAAUUCCACAAAUUAACUUUUAACAAAGCACACCUGUUAAUCGAAAUGCAUUCCAGGUGACUACCUCAUGAAGCUGGUUGAGAGAAUGCCAAGAGUGUGCAAAGCUGUCAUCAAGGCAAAGGGUGGCUACUUUGAAGAAUCUCAAAUAUAAAAUAUAUUUUGAUUUGGUUAAUACAUGAUUCCAUAUGUGUUAUUUCAUAGUUUUGAUGUCUUCACUAUUCUACAAUGUAGAAAAUACACUGCUCAAAAAAAUAAAGGGAACACUUAAACAACACAAUGU